AUGGACCUCUUAGGUCUUUUCACUGCUGCGAAGGGACAACUCCGUUGCUUAAUAAUAGCCGUAGAUUACUUCACUAAAUGGAUAGAAGCUAAACCCCUCACUGCCAUAACCUCAGCCAGAGUGCAAAAGUUCUUGAAAGGAAUGGUGAGCCAAUUUAGAAUCCCAGCCGAGAUCAUCACAGACAAUGGAACUCAAUUUGUUGAUAAAAAGUUCCAAGAACUUAUGUAUGAAUACAAGAACAAGUACCCAAACCUCUACAGAGGAAACCCUGUUCAAGUUGGUCAUGGUUGCGAGGCAAUGAUCCCGGUCGAUAUCGGAGAACCAUCUUGGAGAAGGAUGCAAAGACUACAAGGAAGUGAGAAGGAAAACAACGAAGCUUUAACCGUAGAGCUUGACCUGUUUCAUAAAAAUAUGGAAAAUGCCAGGUACAAGGAUAUGAUGGAAAAAUGCCUCGUGUCAGCAAGAUAUAACAAGAAGGCCAGACCUCGGUCUUUCUAG
Molecule: messenger RNA, 498 nt
Organism: Gastrolobium bilobum
Lineage: Eukaryota; Viridiplantae; Streptophyta; Magnoliopsida; Fabales; Fabaceae
Exons: 2
Coding region: 1-498 (165 amino acids)
Biological process (GO): DNA integration
Molecular function (GO): nucleic acid binding
Source: RefSeq, a predicted model, not a curated record